Cotesia congregata is the source of this 1596-nucleotide messenger RNA. Lineage: Eukaryota; Metazoa; Arthropoda; Insecta; Hymenoptera; Braconidae. The record is from the annotation of a GenBank genome assembly.
AUGUGGUUAGAACAGUGCGAUAGUUUUGCCGAACUCUGUCGCAGCUACUUGCCCUAUUAUUUAUUAAUUGUAUUACCUAUUUUUAUUGUUGUAUCUCCGGUAAAUCCGGUGGCUGCUUCACAUGAAUUACCUGUUUAUCGUAUGCAUCAGUAUGAUUUACACGGAAUUCCUCAUGGUUGCAGAAGUGCAUCAGUACUGUUGGAAGCACGUGGAUUAAGUAAUUGGCGCACAUCCCGGCACUGCGUUAUUGCACGACUUAAUGAUUUGACACCUGAUUUAUUUUAUACAAUUAAAAAUAAAGCUGGAGCAUUAGUUAUUAUGCUUCCUAAAGAUAUGACUAAUUUAACUAUUGAUCAACAGCAGGUCGGAUUUUCUACAAAUAACAACGGAGUAAAAACUAGUUCCGAGAUUCAGUCGUUGAUUGAUAUUGUCUCAGCUAGUGGUUAUCAAGUUAUUGUUAGUGCGGGUCAACCAAUUCCUCGUAAUGACGUCAAGAUAGCGACAAUUCAUGGUAGAUUAUCUGGUACUGGUGCUGAGGACAAACUGCCGACAAUUGCAUUGGUUGCUUAUUACGAUAGCUCAAGUGUCGUUACGGAACUGUCUACGGGUGCGGAGAGUAAUGCGUCAGGUGUGUCAAUGUUGUUAGAACUAGCGAGGAUAUUUUCAGCUUUGUAUUCAAUUGGUAAAUCACGACCAAAAUUUAAUGUUGUGUUUGUACUGAGUGGCGGAGGUAAAUUGAAUUAUUAUGGAAGUAAAAAAUGGCUCGAAGAUCAAUUUGAUGGUCUGGAAGGCUCUGUUAUUCAGGACGCAUCAUACGUUCUCUGUUUGGACGCCUUGUCUCUAACAGACAAUCUCUACCUGCACGUGUCAAAGCCUCCAAAAGAAAACUCCUUCGGUUACUUAUUCUACAACGAGCUGAAGACUGUAAUCGAGAGCUACAACUCCAAGACUGAAGACAACGUGAGCCUAGAAGGUAUUCAUAAAAAAAUAAACCUAGCCGACGAGUCUUUGGCUUGGGAGCACGAGCGCUACAGCAUAAGACGCUUGCCAGCGGUGACAAUAUCUUCUCUGAGAAGUCACGAUAAUCCUUUGAGAGCGUCGAUACUCGACAUAAAUGACAAUAAAAAAUUAGAUAGGCUGCACAGAAAUACUAAAUUAGUCGGCGAAGCACUGGCGCGUCGGAUCUACAACUUAAAUUCCACGGAAAUAUUGUCGACGCCUGUCGCAGUGUCCAAAACUUCAUUAAAUGUUUGGUUUAAUUACUUGACGUCUCAGUCGCGGUCGGUGCCAAUUUUAUCAGACAGCAAAAACUCAAACAAUCCGCUGGUUAAUUCGUUGCAUGAAUACAUGCAGAGGUACUUGAGUGACGUUAAAAUUAAUUACUACUCUGCUGACAAAAGAGAUCCUGAGUUUGUGUUUUAUGACAACACCAAAACAAUAAUGAAUGUUUACAGUGUUAAGCCAGCAAUAUUCGAUUUAUUUUUGACAAUUGCUAUUGCGGUUUAUUUAGCGAUUAUUUAUUUAGCUGUAUAUAAAUUUUCAAACUUUUAUAGCUUCGUUGAGCGUUUUGCUAGCUAUAAAAAUAAAGUCCAUUAA